Onychomys torridus (southern grasshopper mouse) is the source of this 1544-nucleotide messenger RNA. RefSeq names its product aldehyde dehydrogenase 1 family member A3 (gene Aldh1a3). The record is from RefSeq and is a predicted model, not a curated record. Bases 75 to 1544 code for a protein of 489 amino acids. Gene Ontology annotation, molecular function: aldehyde dehydrogenase (NAD+) activity. The transcript is spliced from 12 exons. NCBI's taxonomy places the organism in Eukaryota, Metazoa, Chordata, Mammalia, Rodentia, Cricetidae.
AGGCUGCGCACCGCCCAGGCAGAGCCGGUGCGUCGGGGACUCGGACGCCUCGGGCUGGGGAGCGCAGACCAGCCAUGGCCACCACCAACGGGGCUGUGGAAAAUGGACAGCCGGAUGGGAAACUGCCUGCCCUGCCGCGCCCCAUCCGCAACUUGGAGGUUAAGUUCACCAAGAUAUUUAUCAACAACGACUGGCAUGGAUCCAAGAGCGGAAAAAAGUUUGCCACAUACAACCCUUCGACUCUGGAGAAAAUCUGUGAGGUAGAAGAAGGUGAUAAGCCCGAUGUGGACAAGGCCGUGGAGGCUGCACAAGCCGCCUUCCAGCGGGGUUCCCCGUGGCGCCAGCUGGAUGCCCUAAAGCGAGGCCAGUUACUGCACCAGCUGGCUGAUCUUGUGGAAAGGGACCGUGCCAUCCUGGCCACCCUGGAGACCAUGGACACCGGGAAACCAUUCCUUCACGCCUUUUUCAUGGACCUGGAGGGCUGUAUUAAGACCUUCAGAUAUUUUGCCGGGUGGGCAGACAAAAUCCAGGGCAGGACCAUCCCCACAGAUAACAAUGUUGUGUGCUUUACCAGGCAUGAGCCCAUUGGGGUGUGUGGAGCCAUUACACCAUGGAACUUCCCCCUGCUGAUGCUGGCCUGGAAACUGGCUCCUGCCCUGUGCUGUGGGAACACCGUGGUCCUGAAGCCAGCUGAGCAGACACCCCUUACUGCCCUGUACCUUGGCUCUCUUAUCAAAGAGGUCGGGUUCCCUCCGGGUGUGGUGAACAUCGUGCCAGGCUUUGGGCCCACAGUGGGAGCAGCAAUCUCCUCUCAUCCACAGAUCAACAAGAUAGCCUUCACAGGGUCCACAGAGGUUGGAAAGCUGGUUAAAGAAGCCGCCUCCCGGAGCAACCUGAAGCGGGUCACGCUGGAGCUGGGGGGCAAGAACCCGUGCAUCGUGUGUGCCGACGCUGACUUGGACUUGGCUGUGGAGUGUGCUCACCAGGGGGUGUUCUUCAACCAAGGCCAGUGCUGCACGGCCGCCUCCAGGGUGUUCGUGGAAGAGCAAAUCUACGGAGAGUUUGUGAGGAGGAGUGUGGAAUAUGCCAAGAAGAGGCUAGUUGGAGACCCCUUCGAUGCCAAAACUGAGCAGGGGCCCCAGAUCGAUCAAAAGCAGUUUGACAAAAUCCUUGAGCUGAUUGAGAGUGGGAAGAAAGAAGGGGCCAAGCUAGAAUGUGGGGGGUCAGCCAUGGAGGACAGAGGACUGUUCAUCAAACCCACUGUCUUCUCAGAUGUUACCGACAACAUGAGGAUUGCCAAAGAGGAGAUUUUUGGACCAGUGCAGCCAAUACUGAAGUUCAAAAAUCUCGAAGAAGUGAUCAAAAGGGCAAACAGCACUGACUAUGGACUCACGGCGGCAGUGUUCACCAAAAACCUCGACAAAGCCCUGAAGCUGGCUUCGGCGCUGGAGUCGGGCACAGUCUGGGUCAACUGCUACAAUGCCUUCUACACACAGGCUCCGUUUGGUGGCUUCAAAAUGUCUGGAAAUGGCAGAGAACUGUAA